Nothobranchius furzeri (turquoise killifish) is the source of this 1736-nucleotide messenger RNA. RefSeq lists its product as uncharacterized. NCBI's taxonomy places the organism in Eukaryota, Metazoa, Chordata, Actinopteri, Cyprinodontiformes, Nothobranchiidae. Gene Ontology annotation, biological process: response to bacterium. The record is from RefSeq and is a predicted model, not a curated record.
UUCAGUUUGUUCUGAGAAGCAGUCUGGUCACAAUGACACUCCUAACGUUGACUUUCUGUCUGACGGCCCUUCUCUUCUUAAGUUCAGCGCAAAAAACUACUCAGAAAUCAUCCAGUCGUGUACGGCAGGAUAACGGUCUUUUUUCAGCCAAUGUUGGAGACAACAUCACUUUAAACUGUUUUUAUGAAAACGAUGCCGUCAUGCUUGUCUGGUUUAAACAAACUCUUGGACAGAAACCAAAUGUCAUCUCAACGUUCUAUAAACACAGUGCACAAGGUCACUUUCAUAAUGAACAGAAGGACAAUUUACGUUUCGGACUAGAAGUUGGAAAAGGUAAAAAUCACCUGAAAAUCUCAGAUGUACAGCCUUCAGAUUCAGCCACCUACUACUGCGUUGGUGUUGAUGGAGAGGAGUAUGAAUUUGGAGAUGCAGCUAGAGUCAGUGUAAGGGACUUGGGAACAAUCCCUCGGUCAGAAUCCAAGACCGCACAAUCGGGAUGUUUUGUUACCCAGAACUGUUCCGUACGUGCUGGAACCAGUGAUGGAGAACACAGCGUUUACUGGUUUAAAGACUCAGAAGAAGCUGAUCCGGGACUCAUUUACACCCACGGUCAACGUGAGAGAACCCCCAAUCUACAGCCACACAGCUGUAUGUACCACCUGCCAACGAAGAGCCUGACUGGGAGUCAUCGUUGUGCUGUUGCCUCAUGUGGGCACAUUCUGUUUGGAAAUGGAAUCAAACUGGAUUCAGCAGAUGACUGGAACCCUUCAGACUCUCUUAUAUAUAUAUUAAGUGGAGCUUUGACCAUCACCACCAUACUGAUUGUUUGGGUGGGUUUCUCUGUGUACAAGGUGAACAAACAAAUCCAAAGCCACAAAGAGUCACGUAAAAGAAAUACAGACGGUUUUGUGGUUGACUCAGAGGGUCACCAAGAGGAAGAAAGGCUCCAUCGUGCUGCUGUAAGGCAACAAACAUUCAACAGAGGAACGAGUCAGUGUGUGUACUCCAGUGUAAGACAGUAGAGUCAACAUGCGUUUUAAUCUGUUAUGCUCCAUUUACUUAGUAAGGUACAACUCAUACACUCGCUUUUGAAAACAAUAUGUGAAGACAAAUUAAUAAAGAAAGUCUUUUAUUAUGUAGACCAUUGGAACGUUUUACGGGACUCUUUAGCCCCUGCAACACUCUGCCAGUCAGGCUCACUGCCAAAGGUGAUUCGUCUUCAUAACUUGUUGCAUUUAUGUUGCUUCAGAAAUAAUAAAAAUUGUUAUGACCCCGGUCAUAUGGAAUGUUAUUUCUUUUAUUUUUAUACUCUUUGUAUUUCUAGUGUUGUUUUGAGUGUGCAGGUGCCCUCCUAGGAUUGGUGGAUGAUGACCAGGGGACGUUUGGAUUGGAAGAUCAGCUGGAGCAAAGCUGUUAAAAGGAGCCUGAUGAGAUGCAGCUGUGUUCUUCAUCCUCCACUCAUUCCAAUCAGCCACCACUUUGAUGCUCUGUGUUUGUGUGAUGCCCCUGUGCCUUUUGUGACUAUUACCUGCCAUUCGAGGAGUCUGUAGGGGUGAACCGCCUUUUUUCUUUGCAUUCCUGUUUUCUCCUGUUUUGGAUAGUCAGGCAGGUAAGUUUGGUUGUCAGUUAUUUCCUUUAAGUUUGUAGGUCAGUUGUCAUUCUGGAGUUAGAGGUGUUUUGUUUAUUGUUUUAGGCAUUGGUUCACCCUGAGUUAUUAAUCCUCCCUCGUCCUCAGU